This is a messenger RNA of Coffea eugenioides, 636 nucleotides long. RefSeq lists its product as uncharacterized. The transcript has a single exon. Lineage: Eukaryota; Viridiplantae; Streptophyta; Magnoliopsida; Gentianales; Rubiaceae. The coding region runs from base 1 to 636 and encodes 211 amino acids. Gene Ontology annotation, biological process: DNA integration. Gene Ontology annotation, molecular function: nucleic acid binding. The record is from RefSeq and is a predicted model, not a curated record.
AUGAAGGAAGUGCAUAGUGGGAUUUGUGGGUCACACAUGAAUGGGCAUCUAUUGGCUAAGAAGAUCAUGAGAACAGGAUAUUUUUGGCUUACCAUGGAGCAUGACUGUGUAGAUUUUGUUAGAAAGUAUGUUAAGUGUCAAGUGCUUGGUAAUGUUAUACAUGCUCCUCCUACAGAAUUGCAUAGUAUGACUGUUCCAUGGCCAUGUUCAAUCUGGGGAAUAGAUGUGAUCGAAACUAUUGAUCCUCCUGCUUCAAAUGGGCAUCGAUUCAUCUUAGUGGCGAUUGAAUAUUUCAUCAAAUGGGUUGAGGUCGCGUCCUAUAAGCAUGUUACUAAGAAAGUGGUGUCGAAUUUCUUGAGAAAUAAUAUCAUCUGUCGUUUUGGGGUACUAGAAACAUUAAUUACCGAUAAUGCCAAGAACCUCAAUAAUGAUAUGGUGGAUGGAUUAUGUGAACAGUUCAACAUCAGACAUCGAAAUUCUGCCAUUUACAGGCCUCAGAUGAAUGGAGCCGUCGAAAACGCAAAUAAGAAUUUGAAGAAAAUCAUUCGUAAGAUGACUGAAGCACACAGGGAUUGGCAUGAGAAGCUACCUUAUGCGCUGACGGCAUACAGAACUACUAUCAGGACUUCUACCUGA